This is a messenger RNA of Paramecium tetraurelia, 3966 nucleotides long. RefSeq lists its product as uncharacterized. The record is from RefSeq and is a predicted model, not a curated record. The transcript is spliced from 2 exons. NCBI's taxonomy places the organism in Eukaryota, Ciliophora, Oligohymenophorea, Peniculida, Parameciidae.
AUGAAAAUUAUUAUGAUCCUACUUUUGAUUUCAAUUUCCUAUGUGUUCGCAGGAACCCUAACAAAGACAGAUGCGUGCAUUUGCAAACAAAUUUUGAGUUAAAAUGAUUGUACUUCAUAAAAUGAUUGUCAAUGGAAUAGUGCAUCUGGUCUUUGUGAAACUCGUAAAUCAACUGAUAUCGAAUCCUACUGUUCUCAGAGCACCACCUGUCCUAUUACAGGUUGUGCAUUCUACAAUAAAAAGUGUAAACCAUUUAGCGGUUGUACAGUUUAUAUCGCUACAACACACGCUGAUUGUCAGGCUAUCUCACCCUUAUGUACAAGCAAUGGAGAAAAGUGUAUAAACGUAAGUGCAACUUGUGAGGAGUAUCUGGUUUAAAUAGCCUGUCAAAUUAACACUUAACAGUAUCCUUGUUUUUGGGAUAGUUAGAAUAGUAAAUGCUAAGAGAUUGCAUCAUGUGAUCAAUUUCCAACAACUUAUGAUUCACAUGAAAAAUGUUAAUCCAUGGGAGUACUUAAAUCAAUUAAAUGCACAGCCAAAGAAACAGGUGGUUGCAUCAACAUUGAAGAUGAUUGUACUAAAUACACAGAAAAGGGUUGUGUUGUAAAUUCUUUGGGGAAUUCAUGUUUUUGGGAUAAUGCAGCAUGUAAAGAGAAAACAUGUGUCAAUGCUCCAACAACAUACAAUACUUAAGCACAAUGCAAAUAAUAUAUGAGCACAUGCUCAGUGAAUGAGAAUAUGGCUGGCUGUAUAGACAGUCCUUCAUCAUGUGAAAAUUACACUAAAGAAGGUUAAUGUGUGUCUGUUAAUGGAUCAAUCUGUUUUUGGUUUUCAAUAACUUGCACUGAAGGAUAAUAAAAUUGCACUGCAAGUUCAGGAUGUAAGGUUUGGUCAUGUGAAAAUGCAUUGAGCACUACUAACACAGAUUUAUUAUGCUCGUAAUUUAAGAGUGAAUGUACUGUGAAUGCAACAAAUACUGGAUGUAUUAAAAGGGCAACUACUUGUAAUUUGUAUACAACAUAAAAUUAAUGUAUAAAGACAUUAGAUGAAUCUCAGAGAUGUUAUUGGAAUGGUACAGGUUGUGUAAGUAUGAGUUGUACCAAUGCUGCCUUAACUACUUAUAAUGAAUCCAAUUGUAGUAAAUUUAUGCCAACAUGCACAUUAGUCAAUGAUAAAUGUGGAGUCAGAACUUGUAAUACAUACCCAACAGAAAAGUUAUGCAGUAUAGAUUAUUAGAAUAAAUAAUGUGUUUGGAGUGGAUCUUGUGUCUUAAGAACAUGUCAAAAUGCAGGAGAUGAAUACAAUACUCAUAAUGAAUGUCAGUCUUGGUUGACGAGUUGUACAGUGUAGAAUGACUUAACUGGUUGUUAGACCUAAGAAUUAACUUGUGCUAAAUAUUUGAAAUAGGAAUAAUGUUAUAUGGCUAAUAAUAAUGCUAUUUAAUGUUUGUGGAUAGAUAGUAAAUGUGUUUAAAAGACAUGUAUUACUGCUAGUACAUUGAUAUCAACUGAUGAGGAAUGUAAUUUUUAUUUAGGAGGAUGUAUGAUAAACAAUAAUCAUGCUGGUUGUGUUGCCAGGAAAACUAAGUGCAGCGAUUUGCUUUAAUUUUAAUGCACAUUCACAUUAUCAGGUUAAUUAUGUUUUUGGGAUGGAACUUAAUGUGUGGACAGGUAAUGUACAUAAGCCAAAUAUAAUACUUAUAGGGCUUGCACAACAUUUUUAUCAUCUUGUACUGUUAGUUACACAGGUACAAACUUUGAUGGAUGUACUAGUAAAUAAUAAUAUUGUUCUGAAUAUCAAUUUGAAUAGAAUUGUAUAGAGAGUUUAACAGAAGGCAAAUGCAUUUGGAAUAAAAAGGGAUCUCCUAAUUUAUGCGAAACGAGAAAUUGCUUCAAUUCAGAUUAAACAACAUCUGAUGCCGCUUGUAAUAAUCAUCUUAAUACUUGUACUGUAAAUGCUUCUAAAACUGGUUGCAUUGAGAGAUAUGAUAAAUGUUCCUUAUUUACAAGUCAAAUUAAUUGUGUCAAAAAUUUAACAGGAGGAGAAUGUUUAUGGUACAAUAACACAUGUACAGAUAGAACUUGUGAUAAAGCAGAUAAAACAUUUACAACCCAUGAUGGUUGUUAAACUUACAGCAGUAAAUGCACAACUAAUGGAAAAGGUUGCAUAAACAUUGAUAUAUGUACUUCAUAUAAUUUAAAGUCUGGAUGUAUAAUAGAUAAGAAUAAUCGUAAUUGUGCAUUCCAACCUAGUUGCAAUGUAUUAUAAUGCUCAGAUGCUCCUUAAUCAUAUUCAACUGACUAAGAUUGCACGAAUUUCAAAAGUGAAUGCACCACCAAUGGAAGUGGUUGUGUUCUUAGAACAACUUGUACAGAUGCAUAUAUCUAAGAAGCUUGUGUUACAGAUUCAUCGAAUAAUAAGUGUGCAUGGAUCAAUAAUAGAUGUGUAAAUUUUGGAUGCAGCAGUGCUCCAAGUAAAUAUGUGACAGAAAAGGAAUGCCAACUGUAUAAAUAGGGUUGUACAGUAAAUCAAUCAGGUGGAUGCAUUUAAAAGGGAACUUGCAAAGAUGCUAAAAUAUAGGCAGCAUGUACAACUGAUAAAAAUGGAAACGAAUGUGAAUUCUCUGCUGCUGGAUGUAGAGAUAAGGUUUGUAGUGAUUACACUUUUACAACUCAUAAAGAAUGUUAAGCAGCCAAAAGUAUAUGUACUACAGAUGGAACCAAAUGUGUCAAUUAAUAAAAUUGUAGUCUAAAAACAAAGAGUGGAUGUUUCUAUGGAAGUGAUGGACCAUGUUUAUGGAUUAACAAUGCUUGUUAUGCUUAUACAUCAUGUUAAUCACUUGUAUUUAGUGAUCACACUUCCUGUUAUUCUUUCAGUAAUGAAUGCACAACUGAUGGAUUUUAGGCAGCAUCAAGUUGUUAUCAAGGUACAGAUGGUCGAUGUGUCUAUUCUCCUGAUUCUUUGAAUGGAUAAAGUAAAUGCAAAGUAUAUGAUGGAUGCAAAUCUGCCUUUUUCAAUACUCAUGUGCAAUGUUAACUUGUAGAUGCCACUUGCACAACUGAUGAAGCCAGUUGUAUUGAUCUAUAAGAUUGUACAUUAUAUACAAAAUAAAGUACAUGUAAUAUAGAUUAAAAGAAGAACAAAUGCUACUAUGAUGAUAAAGAAAAGAAGUGUGUUGAAUUAGAGUGCAAAUAUAUAACAUUAACAACUCACCAAGAAUGCAAUGAUCAAUUAUCCACUUGCACUUCAGAUAAUACUAAAUGUAUUAGUAUGGGUAAGUGUGAAACCUAUGCUAAAGAUUACUGCAACACUUCAUUAGGAACAGAUGGCAAAUGUUUAUACGAUCCAAAUGUUCGCAAAUGUCGUCUUGCAUUAUGCACAGAAUUAAAUAAUUCUUGCUCUUAAAUAUCUAAUUGUGUGGACAGUGGCAUCGGAUGUGUUGUCAAAGCAACUUGUGAUAAAUAUGAAACUGAAAUCGCAUGUAAAUAAGGAGGAUCCGAUGGUUUAUGCGUAUGGUAUUUAAACAAUGGAGAAGGAGCUUGUAAACUAAUGACAUCUUGUUCUGAUGGCUCAUCCAACAAAGAAGUUUGUACUUAGAAAUCAUGGAACUGUUAAUGGACUGAAACAUCCACUUAAACUGCCUGUGCUUAACACACUUGCUCAUCCAAAUAUAAAGAAACUGGAAUUUGUCAACCUAUUUUAGAUUUCGAAUAAAAGAACUAUGAAUUAUGUGCCUUGACCACAGUUCCUAAUGUAUUUCCAUGGAAUUUGCAUCAUUAAUAGAAAGUAAUUGCUUCUAGGCAACAGCAUAUACUUACACCUGGGAUUCUGCUAAUUCUAAAUGCUUAAAAUGUGGAACCACUUUUACAAACAACACUAAUAAUCAAAGUAACAAUUCCAAUAAUGAUACCAACUAGACGGACACCAACAGUCAAUCCCCAAUAUUAUUUACAUUCAUCAUUAUGA